Molecule: messenger RNA, 132 nt
Organism: Staurois parvus
Lineage: Eukaryota; Metazoa; Chordata; Amphibia; Anura; Ranidae
Source: the annotation of a GenBank genome assembly
AUGCCUGCAGGAGUAUCUUGGCCUCAAUACUUGAAGAUACUCAGUGCCAGCCUUCUUUCCAUGUUUGCAGGUUCAGAACUUGUACACAGAUACUACAAACCUGAUCUUGUAUGUAUGUCUAAAGCCUUUUAA